GUUGUGUGUGUGUGUGUGGUGUGUAGCUGGAUCUAUUUUGGCUGCCGUAUAUCGUCAUCGAUAACGGGGUAUCGUCGUCGGCUGUCGUAAGAAUCGAGUAACAAUAGCAUUCAGCAGCACGAUGUCUUCUUAAAAAUGUUGUAUAAAAUUUGACUUUACAAAACAAUAUUAAAUGUUUGAAGUGGCGACAGUUACACGUACACACGCUGACCCAAUGCUCGCACCCGUUUGACAACUGCAACAGCAUCAUCGUGAUUAACAAAAUAGAAACUAGCAAAACAGGCGAAGCAAAAAAAUAAAUAAUGGCUGAGGCAAUGGUCGUCGAGGAGCGCCCCACGGUGCCGAAACGUUUCUUCUGUCAUAUGUGCAAUGUGGAGAUCAACAUUCCGAAUGCCGAAUUCACUUGCCCCCUCUGCUCCAACGGAUUCGUCGAGGAGCUGCCAGCAAAUGCCCCCGAAUUGUCCGCUUCCAGUGGCAGUGGCAGUGGUAGCAGCAAUCAUGAUCCGGCCACCAGCACGGGCGGCGGCAGCAGCAGCAGCUCCGGCAGCGGUCUGAUCAACGUGGAAUCGCUGCGAAAUGAUAUCGUCUCGCUGUUGAGCAUGCGAAAUGUGCCCAAUUUGGAGAUAACCAUCGAACCGACGGGACGACACUCGAGCGUCAUGCAUCUUAGUGGCAAUCCGAACGGUGGCGGUGGUGCAGGUGCUGGUGGUGGUGGUCCUGCUGCUGGUGGUAUCCCCACCAGCGGUACAUCCAACAUUGGCGGUGGACGUGUGCGACCAGCGAAUCUGGAUCGAUUGGACAAUGUUCUGUAUGACUUUCUGCAGAGUUUGCCAUUGGCGGGCGCAACGGCUGAAAUUGUCACGGGUCCCGGCAGUGGCGUUGGCCUUGGUGGCACAUCCAAUUCGCACAUGUUCUUCAUGGGCAAUCCGGGCGAUUAUGCGUGGGGACGUGAGGGCCUGGACACGAUCGUUACACAGAUGCUCAAUCAAAUGGAGACAUCGGGGCCGCCACCGUUGUCGGUGCAGCGCAUCAACGAAAUACCAAAUGUGAAAAUCACCGCCGAGGAGGUGGAACGCAAAAUGCAAUGCUCCGUUUGCUGGGAUGACUUUAAGCUGGACGAAUCGGUGCGCAAGUUGCCCUGUUCGCAUCUGUAUCACGAGAAUUGCAUUGUGCCAUGGCUAAAUUUGCACAGCACCUGUCCCAUCUGUCGCAAAUCGUUGGCCAACGAUGAUGACAACGACGACGAUGUCGAUGUCGAUGAGGAUUACGUGCUGCUCAAUAGUCUCGUCAACGAUGAACAUCAUCGCGGCAGCGGGGCUGCAGUUCGCAUUGCUCGCUCCGGCGGCGUGGAUCGAGCUGGUUCUGCGUCCAGCACGAAUGCAUCUAGUCAAACGACAGCAGCAUCGCAGUCGCAACCAACAACAGCAGCAACAGCAACAACAACAACAGCAGCUGCUGCUGCUGGUGCUGGUGCUGCUGCAGGCAGCACACAACGCAACAACGUAUUUACUUUCGACGAUGACAAUAUGUUUUUGGACUAAUUUCGUAUGGGGAGGGGGAGUUUUACGAUACGAUCUGAUGGCAUGGAGAAAUGGUAAAAACAACUCUGAUAUUCAAAAUUGAAAUAAGGUCUUCGCGUCCACUCGAGCGUUGGCAAACUAAAUCCAUAAUAGUUGCAUAUAUUUAUAACAAUUUUCUUAAACAUAAAAAAAAGGAAAAAGAUAAUGAAAAAGAAAACGAAAACGA
Messenger RNA from Drosophila grimshawi, 1746 nucleotides. RefSeq names its product E3 ubiquitin-protein ligase Iruka (gene Iru). The record is from RefSeq and is a predicted model, not a curated record. Gene Ontology annotation, molecular function: ubiquitin protein ligase activity. The coding region runs from base 303 to 1541 and encodes 412 amino acids. The transcript is spliced from 2 exons. NCBI's taxonomy places the organism in Eukaryota, Metazoa, Arthropoda, Insecta, Diptera, Drosophilidae.